GUAGGAAACGUUCGCAUUCCUCGUUAAUCCUUCUUUGAUUGCUCGUGAUUAAUUGUGCGAAGUGCAUUGGUGUUGUAUUGUUGAGCGAAGCUCAUAUUGAAGCCAGUGGGUCGAUCCGGAGCCUUGGAGACGACCAUCAUAUCGAGGAUUUUGGAGGACGGAAGGGUUUUUUGUCGGUUGAACAGGAGGUAGCAUUUUUGAAGAUUAUCAUCCCUGCGAAGCAACUUGAAGUUCUUGCGAAAAGGCAUUGAACGGAAUCAUAAUUGGUCGAAGAGGUACUGAGACCGCGGAGCAUCGGUGGAAGCUGGAACCUUGUCGAUCGUGAUAGCCGCGUAUAUUUACAGCUAUGAUUAUGGAUCCACCUCCGACGCCCAAAGUUGUCGGACUGGAAUUUGUUCGCCAGUAUUACACGGUAUUGAAUAAAGCCCCUGCGCAUCUGCAUAGAUUUUACAACAACGAUUCAAGUUUCGUGCAUGGAGGUCCUGAUACAGCCACGCGAGAGGAGCCUGCCGUUUUUGGUCAAGUUGAGAUCCAUCGGAAGAUCGUCGAACUGGAUUUCCGCGAUUGUCAUGCGAAGAUACGGCAAGUAGAUUCGCACGCGACGUUGGGAAGUGGUGUCGUGAUCCAGGACGAAGUAUUCUCUGACGAUGACCCUACGGAAGACGGCAUAAUGGAUGAUGAUGAAGAAGGUACCUUUUCGGAUACGAUGCCUAUGCAAAGAAACGUUCCAAAUGCAGUUUCCAAUAUGAACGGUGUUCAAGGACCUGAGGAACCUAUUGUUACACCCGUUUCUGCUCCAGCGACUCACUUGAGUGUUGAAAGCACCGUUGUCCAAAGUUAUCCCGAGGAACCUGUGAACGUUGGAGCAUCCGUGGAGAUCGCCCCUCAAACUGACUUGGACACGUCAUCGACAGGAUAUGUCAAGGAAGAUGCGAUUGACACAAGUGUUAGUGAGGAGAUCGACAUGGACCAGAAGAAUGACGAUGAAGUGAUGCCGAAUGCUUCUGAAGAAAAGGAGAAUAAGGCCGUAGUUCACAGCCCUGAACCUCGAACUGUCAAAACUUUCGCUACACUUUUCAAGACUACGUCAUUGCCCCCUACCCCGAUUUCCACAAUAUCCAUGACAGCACCUCCAAAUCCUCGCGUGGAUGAAACGUGUUCAUCGGGUUCAACUUCGAAUCAUGCUGGUAGUACGAGUCCGCCGAAUAACAAUGUCAUUCUGAACGGUUCUCAAGAGAAUAGUCGGUACCCGAAGAAUCCUAGCACUCGUGGAAGCUACAACGGUACGCGAACUUCGACCGUUUUGCGAGAACGUACUCGUUUAGUAGAUGACGCUGGCCCCAUGAAAGUGGACGAUCGACGACGGUCAGGAGCGAUAUACAGCGAUUCCCAGCAGAUUUUUGUUGGGAAUAUUCCACAGUCGGUUACAGAUCAGGACUUGAGGGAAUGUUUUUCGAAGUACGGUAAAGUUUUGGAAGUUAGACUUCUGCCGCCAACAGGAGGACCCAACCGCUCAUGGACUGGAGAUCGGCCAUAUCCAAGCUUUGGAUUCGUCGUGUUCGAUUGUCCCGAAACUGUUCAAGACCUCCUUCUGAAAGCGGCCAAGGAUCCUAUCACAUACCAUGAUCAUAGAUUGAAUGUCGAGGAGAAGAAAGCGAGGUCUUACAGUCUUCGUAGCUCGGUGGUUAGUUCUUCGGAUGGUCAUGGAGGGCGAUACUCGGACAGCGGACGUGGACGCGGUGGAAGAGGCGGCCUGGGUGUGGAGCGCGGGCGUGGAUCACAUCGUGGAGGUUUCCGUGGAUCUGGACAGCCUCGAAAUCCGCCGAGCAAUGCUGGUUCUGGGUCGGGUACUCCUGGUAGCUCAUAUCGCCGCUGA
Molecule: messenger RNA, 1876 nt
Organism: Notodromas monacha
Lineage: Eukaryota; Metazoa; Arthropoda; Ostracoda; Podocopida; Cyprididae
Source: the annotation of a GenBank genome assembly